Messenger RNA from Fundulus heteroclitus (mummichog), 2632 nucleotides. It is a transcript of the gene cax1, whose product is annotated as cation/H+ exchanger protein 1. Gene Ontology annotation, molecular function: calcium:proton antiporter activity. Gene Ontology annotation, biological process: calcium ion transmembrane transport; intracellular calcium ion homeostasis. The record is from RefSeq and is a predicted model, not a curated record. The transcript has 20 exons. NCBI's taxonomy places the organism in Eukaryota, Metazoa, Chordata, Actinopteri, Cyprinodontiformes, Fundulidae. Gene Ontology annotation, cellular component: membrane; endomembrane system. The coding region runs from base 93 to 2426 and encodes 777 amino acids.
CUGUGUGUAAUGAGCAGCCAGUCAGAGGUCGGCUGGCAUAAAGAGGAGACGAAGCUCUGAGAGCCCAUUUGGACAGGGGACAGUCCAACGAAAUGUCUUUUAAAGCGUCCUCUCUGCUGUCUGGGGACGUCGACAACCUGCGGAAAAGAUCAGUGGCUGAAUCGACAGAAAACUGCUGUGAGCCUGAGCAUCAUCAGCGGUUCCCACGGCUGCAGACCCAGCCUGAAAGGCUGUGCGUUGGGCCCCACCAUCCAGAUGUAGGCGCGCUGGCGACACCCUCCCCGGAUGCCUCUGCGCAUCACUUCUGCCAUUUCACGCCAAAAUGUCUGCUCGCCGUCUCCAGAGGAACACAUGGGAACUCUCCCCCGAGGCAGGGAGAGGAAGGAUGGCACGAUGGCACCUCGAGGACCACAAUAAGAGUUGACAAUGAGGUGGAAGCCCACAGAGAGGCCAACAACUACAAGUUUGGAUUUAGAAAAUGGAAGGGCAACGUGACUGAGAAACCGAUCGAAGACCGAUCUGACAUCGACAAAGAGCUGCACACCGAUCUCAGCAUUGUUAAGCACGUAGAAGCUCCGGUGGUCACCGUGGGGAACAUAGUUUAUGUGUUUUUAUUUGGCUGGUGGAUCUCCUUGAUCUACCUGCUGAUUUGUCCUGUGAUGUGUCUUACAAUCUUCGGCGUCCCAUACGGUAAAGUCUGUUUAAAGCUGGCCUGGUAUGUUAUCUGGCCAUUUGGAAAAUCCGUGCAGAGGGCUUGUCAUUUAGUCAAUAUAUCUGCCGUGAAGCCAACAAACUGUGAGAUUAUUCCACCGCAAGAGCAUGAUGAUGAUAAGGAUGCGGGCAGGGACAAGGACUGCGCACCGCUUCUGGUGUCCUCCCCCCUCCCUAUUGAGAUCCCUGUUCCUACUCUUCCUCCAAGGAAAACCUCAAAGCACUGGUGCCGCGUCAGCACUUUCCUCUGGCUGCUGCUGUGUUACCCAGUGCUGGCCGUGGUCCAUUCCCUCGCAUGUGUCCUGUCCUGGCUCCCGGUCUUUAGCAUCCCCAUUGCAAAGAUGAACGGCCGUAUCCUGACCACAGUUCUCCUCAUGGCACCGGAGGACAUUGAGAUCCACGCACUGGACAAGGCAGAUGUGUGUGAGACCAGAGUCGUCUUGUACUGCUACCAGGCCUUUAAUGUGUAUUAUUACAAAUACACUGUCCUGGGGAUCAACAUUUUUGCUCUCAACCUGUUGCCAUUGGUAUUUAUCUCUUUAAUUGCUGGCUACACGGACCGAGAGCAUAAAUACUUCAGCGCAGAGACCGUGUUUACAAUAGCCAUCACCUCCAUCAUUCCCCUGUCCUACUAUAUUGGAAUGGGAAUAGCGAGUAUUUCUGCGCAGAGUAACUUCGCAGUGGGAGCGGUGGUCAAUGCAACGUUCGGCUCCAUCACAGAGAUGACCUUCUACAUCACGGCGCUGAUCCGGGGGCAUCGCGCCGGCACUAAAUGUUACGAGGAGAUUGUCAAAUCUGCGCUGGCUGGGACUCUAAUCGGGUGCAUUCUGUUCAUCCCCGGUAUUUGUAUGACUAUUGGGGGCAUCAAGCACAGCGAGCAAAGAUUUAACAGUCGCUCAGCCGGAGUAGGCUCUGCUUUGCUCUUCAUAUCCAUUGGAGGGGUGUUUGCACCUACGCUCUUCUCUAAGACCUUUGGUAAUCUGGUGUGUGAAAGCUGCUCUAAUGUUCCGGGCAACGCCACUGUCCCGUUCAUCUGCAAGGACUGCCACUAUGACACGAGUACAGCUGACCCACAUUUGGUUCUGUCCCAUAUUGAGCCUCUGGUAUACACAGUUUCUGUCCUGCUUCCUGCUUCAUAUCUGAUCGGACUCAUCUUCACCCUCAAGACCCACGCCCACAUUUAUGAUAUCCAAGUCAGUGAUGGUCAUGGGGGCCAAACACACGGUCAUCAUGUUGUGCACUGGUCCAGAUGGAGGGCUCUCACAGUGCUGAUUGUUGCCACAGUGCUCAUGGCGAGCUGUGCGGAUCUUUGCACUGUCAACAUCGAGCCCAUACUGAGUCAUUCCUCCGUCUCGCAGUACUUUAUUGGCGUCACCGUGUUGGCGAUGGUACCCGAGCUUCCCGAGAUUGUCAACGGGAUCCAGUUUGCUCUGCAAAACAAUAUCAGCUUGAGCCUUGAAGUUGGCAGUUGCAUUGCUGUGCAGGUUUGCAUGAUACAGAUUCCACUUCUUGUCCUGUUUAAUGCUUUCUAUGAUGUGGGAUUUGUGCUCGUGUUCAGCGAUAUUCAUCUUUGGGCCAGCAUCUUUAGCGUCAUUCUGGUGAACUAUAUCUUCAUGGAUGGAAAAUGCGACUACUUCCAGGGUACAGCCCUAGUUGUGGUAUACUUCAUUCUUUUGGCCGUUUAUUUCUUUGCUCCUUCUCCACACUCAUGUUAAUGUUUGCAAAGAAACAAAUGCACUUUUUUUUUUUUUUUUUUUUUGUCUGUAGUUGUUGUUUUCUGUUCCUGGUGGUUUAGUUCCAAGACAGAAAAAUUGGGAAUUGAUCUGAGAGUUUGAAAUGUCCUUUUUUUUUUUAUUAGCUGAUACCAUUAUGGCUUUGUCUGCUGAAACAUUUUUCUAGUUUGUUUGCCCCCCACCCCACG